CCUCCCUCGCCUCUGAGAGUAUUGAAUUUCUAGCCGCGGUGGCGUUGAGUAUAGAGAAAAGAGAGAUACUUUCUUCUUCUUCUUCUUCAGUUCAGGUUUAAGCUAAGUCUCAAUGGUGCUUCAAAUCGAGGCGGAUAAAAGAUUAUCGUUUAAUCGCCGCAUUAAAGAUGGAGAUUUGGUGAUUGUGUAUGAAAAGCACGACGCGAUGAAAGCCGUGAAGGUUUCUGAGAACGGGGUGCUCCAGAAUCGUUUCGGGGCGUUUAAGCACUCAGACUGGAUAGGAAAGUCGUUCGGGUCAAAAGUGUUUGGGCAUAAGGGCGGAUUUGUUUACCUGUUGGCCCCGACGCCGGAGCUGUGGACGCUCGUUCUGAGUCACCGGACUCAGAUUCUGUACAUUGCGGAUAUCAGCUUCGUGGUUAUGUACUUGGAGAUAGUUCCGGGUUGUUUGGUUCUUGAAUCGGGAACGGGUAGCGGCUCCCUCACCACCUCCCUCGCGAGGGCUGUUGCUCCCACCGGACAUGUUUACACAUUUGAUUUUCACGAACAGAGGGCUGCCUCUGCUAGGGAGGAUUUUGAGAGGACAGGUUUAAGCAAACUAGUGACGGUAGAAGUAAGAGACAUACAAGGGGUAGGGUUCCCGGAGGAGUUGUGUGGAAGGGCAGAUUCCGUGUUCCUUGACCUCCCUCAGCCUUGGUUAGCCAUACCUUCAGCUGGGGAAAUGUUGAAAGAAGAUGGUAUCUUGUGCUCCUUCUCUCCGUGCAUUGAGCAAGUACAACACUCCUGUGAAGCAAUGAGAUCACGGUUUACUGAUAUAAGAACAUUUGAAGUACUUCUUCGCACCUAUGAAGUCCGACAGAAAAUUCUGGAGGGUGAAGGAGGCCCUACUCCUUUUGAUGAACAUCCAAGCAAGAGAAAGCGGGUUACUAAUGGAGUAGAAUGUUCUGCUUCUAACAGUGUCAUGCUCAGGCCUUCUAGCGAGGCAAGAGGGCAUACUGGCUACUUGACAUUUGCCAGGCUCAAAUGUGUUGAUCAUACUUCUUGAAUGAAUUGAAAUGAAAUUUAAAGGAUCUCUCAUUUAAUUUU
Ipomoea nil (Japanese morning glory) is the source of this 1083-nucleotide messenger RNA. RefSeq names its product tRNA (adenine(58)-N(1))-methyltransferase catalytic subunit TRMT61A-like. The record is from RefSeq and is a predicted model, not a curated record. Bases 113 to 1042 code for a protein of 309 amino acids. NCBI's taxonomy places the organism in Eukaryota, Viridiplantae, Streptophyta, Magnoliopsida, Solanales, Convolvulaceae. The transcript has 3 exons. Gene Ontology annotation, biological process: tRNA methylation. Gene Ontology annotation, cellular component: nucleus; tRNA (m1A) methyltransferase complex.